Amoebophrya sp. A120 is the source of this 2639-nucleotide messenger RNA. Lineage: Eukaryota; Dinophyceae; Syndiniales; Amoebophryaceae. The record is from the annotation of a GenBank genome assembly.
UCAUGCUGUUGGCCUGGAUUCUGCGGACGCCGUUGUACACAAUGAGCGAAAGUAAAAGUUAAUGAAGAUCGAAAUCUUCAGACCAAGAUCACGACAACAGGAUCGUGCCCAGGUCUUUUUUGAAUUUUUGACAAAUACAACCAGUUCCAAAGUCAUCGAUCCGUUUCCAACUUCGUCGAUGGUGAUAUUGAGCACCAUCUUUUAGAGCAGGUUCUCCUAGCUGGAUAGAGGGAGCCUGGUAUCAGAUAGAACUGUUUUCGACCAGAUCGCCCUGUUUGCUUUGGACGUUUGCUUCGACGGAGACGGUGAUGCUGUGCCUGUACUUCCCAUUCUGAACGAGAUUCUUUCCAUUUUGAAUUUGACCUUAGCGACUAACAAAAUGCCGAGUGACAUGUUCCGUAUGCUGAGCCAGGGGGCGAAUUUUCGGCAGACCCGGAAGACGAUACCCCCAAAAAACAGUGCGCUCAGCACACAGGAAGUAGGAAUAAACAAGGCGAAGAGCAACGUGAAGUCCUCAGCUUCUACAGCACCGAGUUUCAGCAGUAAGCCAAGCGCUUUAAAUUUCUUCCAGACCGGCGUUACCGGUUCUGAUGAAACGGAAAAGGCAGAAGAAGGAGCGAGCGACGAGAACGAAAAUUUGGAAGAAGGGUCAAAUACAGCGGAGGAUGCGCUUGAUGGCGCUGACGACCAGAGAAACAAUGGUCAAAAUAAGAUAUCAGAGGACGAACUGAGGAGGCAGCACAAGAUACGAAACGUGAGUAGCGAUUGUCCUGCGCCCUGGGCGACUUUCGACGACUUCCAAGUUCCGAGCUGGAUCGUCAAAAAUGCGCGACGGGGACUGCGGUUCGAAACGCCAACGCCGAUUCAGAUGCAGUGCUGCCCCGCAGUGUUGACAAAACGGGAUGUGCUUGCGUCCGCCCCGACCGGGAGCGGCAAAACCAUGGCGUUCCUGCUGCCACUGCUUGCAUCUUUAGAGGCAGACCGAUCAAGAACAGCGGCUGCCGAGACAAAGAAUAAGCCGCAGGAGCAGGAGACGAGCAACAAAAUAACGGGGAAUAAUAAAAAGAAAAAGUCCAUCAAGAAGAAACAAGGAAAUAAGGCAGAGGUUGAAGAGUCCACAGCUACCACUACGACCGACGACAGCGACAAUGGCAUCCCAGCCCCCCGGCUCGUUGUCGUCGACCCUACGCGCGAGCUCGCACAGCAAACGUUGCGGGAAUUUGUGAAGCUUGCGGAAGGGCGACUAACGGACUUUAGUCCGAGUCUGCUAGAUGACGAAGGUAGUUACGGGGAGGAAACGAUUGUUGCAGUCAGUACACCGCAGAAACUGGAGAAAAUGCUGGAAGAGAAAAAAAUCUCGCUGAAAAACUGCCGGUAUUUUGUGCUCGACGAGGUGGACAAGUUGCUGGACUUGGGUUUCCGCGAGCAAAUCGACAAUGUCUUGUCCUACUGCAACACGGAACAAGCAACGACCCGUCCGGCCACGCUCUUCUUCUCCGCGACCCUGCCGGAAAACGUGGUAAAUCUCGCGGAAACGGUGUUGCUCAAUCCUUUGACAAUCCACGUCGGACUGGGCUCGGCCGCCGCGAAUCCCGAUGUGGAGCAGAAGCUGGUGUUCAUCGGGAAGGAAGACACCGGGAAGCUGUUCACGAUCAAAACCAUGCUGAAGACGGGAGAGCUGAAGCUUCCCUGUAUCGUUUUCCUGCAGAGCAAGGACCGGGCGCGGCAGUUGUUCCAGGAAUUGCGGCACGAGCCGGCCUUUGCGGGCGAAAAGCGGGUAGACUACAUCACCGCGGAACGGAAAAAGGAGGAGCGAGACACUGCUGUGGAAAACUUCAGAACCGGGAAGACAUGGGUACUUACGGGCUUUUUUUUUGAAUGCUUUCAUGAUGCUUCUAGUUCUAGCUCUUUCGGAAAAUAUUGUAAAUGACAAAAGGAACAAACGCAAAUGCUCACCUCUCAAACCCUUGCAACAUGAAGUGAGAAAUUUGCACUAGACGUGCACUAACAUCACACUUUGAUGUUCUCUCAAUUCAACUCACAAAAGGUGUUGAUCUGCACGGAUUUGAUGAGUCGCGGGGUAGACUUGAAGCACGUGGAGAUGGUGGUAAACUACGACUUACCGUUGAAGCAGUCCACCUACAUUCACCGCAUCGGGCGCACGGGGCGGGCCGGAAAGCAGGGGAAGUCCGUGACCUUCUUCACGGAAGACGAUUUCCCGUUUCUGCGACCGAUCGUGAAUGUCGUGCGAAAUUCCGGGUUUGCCGUGGCCGAGUGGAUGCUGCAACUAAAGAAGCCGCGGAAGCACCGACAAGAACGCGGCGGGCAAAUUGAAUUCCACCGGCAUAUCGCACGAAAAGACAUCCGAACCGGUGGCGUGAAGAAGAAAAAAGUCAUGAAAGGAAAGGCGAACAAAGGCAAAGUAGCGGGUGCGAAGAAUAAGCCCGCGGAAAAUCCUGCUGGCGGUGAUAGCGCGAAGAUGAAAGAACCCAAAAAGAAGAAGAAAGCAAUGAAAAAGAAGGAAUGACACUGACGAAAGGUCCUGCACCAAUGAUUUUAUCUGCCAGUGCGGAGGUUCAUCCCUUUGUGGACGUAGGCUCUAAGUUUGUUGCGCGACGAAUUUGCAUGAGCAAAAUCAU